AUGACAAGCACGUCCAACCCCUCCCGCAAGGUCGGGGCUCUCUCCAAGUCGGCAAUUUCGAAUUCCCCUUCGGUCGGAUUUCAUGGUUGAUCAUCGAUGUUAACGCCCCUGUGCUUUUUCUCUGCCGCAGACCUUGAGCAAAAUCGCGUGCAACAGGCUGCAGAAGGAGCUUGUGGAGUGGCAAGUCAAUCCUCUCUCCGGUUUCAAGCACAAGGCCAGCGAUAACCUCCAGAGGUUGGUGUACCGCAUAAUCUUUGGGUGUACUGCAUAGUCUUUGGAAUUCGUUGGCCUUUUGGUUCAAGUUUCGAUCUCGUCCCGUCGACGUCGUGGAGUGCAAACACGUGCAGGUGGGUUAUUGAAGUGGUCGGGGCUCCCGGAACUCUGUACGCGGGAGAGACUUACCAGCUGCAGGUUGAUUUUCCCGAGCACUACCCCAUGGAAGCCCCUCAGGUAACGAUGAAUCCGAUACCUUUCGUUACAACUUAAUGCAGAAUCUGAUUCCUUGUUUGAAAGUGGUUCAAUCCUUGUAAGAAUUCCAUGAAGAAUCAUUUUUUUUCUUUUUCAAUUUCUUCUCAGGUUAUUUUCCUUCACCCUGCGCCUCUGCAUCCACAUAUUUACAGCAACGGGCAUAUUUGUCUGGGUAAUUUCUCUCUACUCUCUCAGACACGUUGCCCCUGCUCUUUUUUUCUUUUUCAUAUUCCUUGGUAUCUGUUCUUAUCUCAAUGUUUGUACCACAUGUUUGAUGUUUUCUCCCAUGAAAAAAAUUGAAAUCGUUUAAAAUUAGACGCUGUUAAAUGACCCUGAUUUGCUUUUAUUUAGUUUAUUGAUUCUUUAACGGCAUUUCCUUCUUUGUUAAAAACUAUGCUUUCUUAUAAUGCUUGGCAAGCUGUUCUCAGAAUUGUUUCUUUUGAACUCGAUAGCCUGAAUAUGGUUAACGCCAAGUUUUAGAACACUGUGAUCAUCCUAAUUUUUGUAUGCGUGAAACAUUGGUGGCUAAUUUAGAGAACAAUAGGGGAUGUACGAAUUAUGUCCUGGCUAUCAGUUGUAAUGUUAAAAGGGAGCUGUACAGCUUGGGAAGGGUGUUUUUCGAUAAAGAAGAAGAAUCUACUUCGACCGAUACGCCCUUCGCAUAUAUCACAUAGAAAUCACACUUUGAAAGGGUGGACAAUUAGCUAGAGCAGCAGGCCCUCUAGUGAAACUGAUUGCCUUUCUUCUCUCUGUAUUUAAUUCGCCGUGUGAAUGGCUCACUAUGUUGUUUCUCCUUUUGAAUUAACUGAGCCGACUGUUAACAGGGUAGUAUGUUGGAUGUAGUUCUGUAGGGGUUUCAUCUUUCUUCCUAAGGUUUAGGAAUGGUGUUCUAUGAUCGAUUCUUGGGUUACUGUCAGUUUGAUAUGUGUCUACAUUGAUGCGGAUGGCAUUUGAUAUGGCACAUGAUUUCCCAUUCGUAAUACAUGAAUAUAUGUAUCACUCUAGUAUUGUUCAUUCUGUAUAGUUUCUGGCCUUAAAAAAUGGUUUUUAAAUUAGAACAAGAAGCACCUCGUUUACGAACAAGAUCAUGUGCCCCAGAUGUAACUAGUCCUUAUAAACGAGAGUCAAACUGCAGAUUUUGCCUUAGAAUUAACACGAGGAAGUAGAUGAGAUGGAAUUCUUUCAAACUGAGGUGGGUCAGUUGGUUGUGUGCAAAUAUUUUGUGUUAUUAAUCCAUUGUGUACUUUGUGAAGAUUAAGGUAAUGUGUCAGUUAUAUUGAGAAAUAAUCAUAUAGUAUCUUCUCACAAACCUAUGUUGUAUGGCUUCGAUAUCCAGAGAGACCAAAAGUCACAGCAGAUUUUAUAUCCUUGAAGACAAUCCACUGUAUCACCUCCAGUGCAUCAGCCCAAAUCCACGCACCUCUACCCCUUAGGUUUUCUAGGUCAACCAACAGUCACAUACUAGUCUCUUUGACCAAACUUCUUGAGUAUCAGUCAGCACAGCUGUUGGAAAUAUAGAAAAAACCUCGUCACGAAGGACAGAGGGGAGAACGGCAGAAACCGCCUCAAGAUUCAUUCAACUGUAAACCCCCAUUAUAUAGGGAGUAACAAUACACAACUUUUAUCAAAACACCCUCAACUAAUUACACUAUUUCCUUAUGACCUAGAACUUCCAACAAUAGUCAACACCUACUAGCUUUGAAGCUCGUACCCAGGUCUCGCUUUAUUAAUUGUGAAGUCCCCUUGGUAACAGUUAAAGUAUAAGAGAAUUGUGAAUAGCUCAGAAUAUUAUGUGCACAAGUCAACGUUGUGUAUUUUGACUUCUAUUCUGAAGUCAACUCUUGAGCUAAUACCAAUUUCUUGCUGACAAGCCUUUCCCAUUUCCUCUCAACAUUGGAAGUGGCUUCAUGUUUUUCAAAAGAUGUCAACGAUAACGUGCUGACUAUGCGUAUGCAUGUAUGUGUAUGGUAGUUAACCAUGAAACUCGUACUCGUAGUAUUCUUCCACAUCAAAAUCUUCAGAAUCUUCUCUCUUUCUCAUCUAUUUUUCCAGAUUAAACUAUUUUCUGCAUGGAUAGAAACCCAGCAACUACUUCCAUUUCUCCUUUCAUAUCUUAGAAAACGGCAUAAAAUAUCUUCCACCGGGUAAUAUCUUCAUUUCAAUUGCACCUUUACUUCCCCAUACUUGAAUUUCUGCUGAAUCAGUGACGGGGUGUCACUAUCUGAUCAAGUCACCUGUUCUUCACUUAAGCAACAAACUUCUGAUCAUGGCUUUUAUAUAUAUAUAUAUAUUCUUAUUUAUAAUGGGUAAAAUGUCACGUAGAUCAGUAUAAGUCAGUGAAUGUAAGAUUCCUUUUCCCCUUGCUUCAGCAGAGAGUUCAUCACCUUGUGAGUGUUGCACAGUUCAUCUCACGUGCAUGCCGUUCCAGGAAAGUAGGAGCCUCUCGCCGCAUAUUUGGUUGACCUUCGAGGCGAUCCUCUCCGUGAUUUUGUAACUCGCUCUAAAAUUGGAUUCGGAAGAAGAUCAAAACAUGAGAACAGUUCGAUCCGGCAGAUAUCUGCAUGCCCAUCAUACGAUUUGGCUUCUUGAUUUCUCCUGAUAUCUCCCAGAUUCCGGGGGAGGGGGGGAGUUGACUCGAAUCGUGUCUCAGCAUAUUUUAAUGAUGGAAGCAUGCUUUGACUUUAUAUGUAAUAGCAUUUAUUUCAAGUAUUUUUCAGUACUAUUUGCAGCAUAUAUAUAUACUUUACGAUCAGAGGUUCAAUUGAGAUGGUUUUUUUUUUUUCCCUCAAUUGGGGACUCUCCAUGCUGCCCUCUCCUCCUCUGGCAGAUAUACUUUACGACUCAUGGUCUCCCGCCAUGACUGUGAGCUCCGUCUGCAUCAGCAUCCUCUCCAUGUUAUCAAGCUCCACCUCAAAGGUUCCUCUCUCUCCCCCCCUAUCUCUCUCUCUCUCUCUCUCUCUCUCUCUCUCUCUCUCUCUCUCUCUCUCUCUCUCUCUCUCUCUCUCUCUCUCUCUCUCUCUCUCUCUCUCUCUCUCUCUCUCUCUCUCUCUCUCUCUCUCUCUCUCUCUCUCUCUCUCUCUCUCUCUCUCUCUCUCCUAUCUCUCUCUCUCUCUCCCUAUCUCUCUCUCUCUCUCUCUCUCCUAUCUCUCUCUCUCUCUCCCUAUCUCUCUCUCUCUCUCUCUCUCUCUCUCUCUCUCUCUCUCUCUCUCUCUCUCUCUCUCUCUCUCUCUCUCCAUGUUGUCUAUCUGAUGGUACCCUCCCCCCUCUGCGCGCAGCAACGCCCGGCAGACGACGACCGCUACGUGAGGAACUGCCGGAACGGACGUUCGCCGAAGGAGACGAAGUGGUGGUUCCACGACGACAAGGUGUGA
Spirodela intermedia is the source of this 3839-nucleotide messenger RNA. The record is from the annotation of a GenBank genome assembly. NCBI's taxonomy places the organism in Eukaryota, Viridiplantae, Streptophyta, Magnoliopsida, Alismatales, Araceae.